This is a messenger RNA of Rattus rattus (black rat), 4150 nucleotides long. It is a transcript of the gene Thbs1, whose product is annotated as thrombospondin 1. Gene Ontology annotation, biological process: cell adhesion; negative regulation of angiogenesis. Lineage: Eukaryota; Metazoa; Chordata; Mammalia; Rodentia; Muridae. Gene Ontology annotation, cellular component: extracellular region. The coding region runs from base 1 to 3489 and encodes 1162 amino acids. The transcript is spliced from 21 exons. The record is from RefSeq and is a predicted model, not a curated record. Gene Ontology annotation, molecular function: calcium ion binding; protein binding.
AUGCAGCUCUCAAAAGCCGAUUGUCUUCUCUCGCCUUCAGAGUCUGGGGGAGACAAUGGUGUGUUCGAUAUCUUUGAACUCAUUGGAGGUGCCCGCAAGGUUCCGGGUCGCCGACUGGUGAAGGGCCAAGAUCUAUCCAGCCCCGCCUUCCGGAUCGAGAAUGCCAACCUGAUCCCCCCUGUGCCAGAUGACAAGUUCCAAGACCUACUGGACGCUGUGUGGGCCGACAAAGGCUUCAUCUUCCUGGCUUCCUUGAGGCAGAUGAAGAAGACUCGGGGCACACUCCUGGCCGUGGAACGAAAAGACAAUUCCGGCCAAAUCUUCAGUGUGGUCUCCAAUGGCAAAGCCGGCACCCUCGAUCUGAGUCUGAGCCUGCCCGGGAAGCAGCAAGUGGUGUCAGUGGAGGAAGCUCUCCUGGCCACUGGCCAGUGGAAGAGCAUCACGCUGUUUGUCCAAGAAGACAGGGCCCAGCUCUACAUUGACUGUGACAAGAUGGAGAGCGCAGAGCUGGAUGUUCCCAUCCAGAGCAUCUUCACCAGGGAUUUGGCCAGUGUCGCCAGGCUCCGCGUCGCAAAGGGAGAUGUCAAUGACAAUUUUCAGGGGGUGCUGCAGAAUGUGAGGUUUGUCUUUGGAACCACCCCAGAAGACAUUCUCAGGAACAAAGGCUGCUCCAGCUCAGCUACCAACGUCCUUCUCACCCUUGACAACAACGUGGUGAACGGUUCCAGCCCUGCCAUCCGCACCAACUACAUCGGCCACAAAACAAAGGACCUCCAAGCCAUCUGUGGCCUCUCCUGUGACGAACUAUCCAGCAUGGUCCUGGAACUGAGGGGCCUGCGUACCAUUGUGACCACGCUACAGGACAGCAUCCGCAAAGUGACGGAAGAGAACAGAGAGCUGGCUAGCGAGCUGAGGCGGCCUCCCCUCUGCUUCCACAAUGGAGUCCAAUACAGGAACAACGAGGAGUGGACUGUAGAUAGUUGCACAGAGUGUCACUGCCAGAACUCAGUUACCAUCUGCAAAAAGGUGUCCUGUCCCAUCAUGCCCUGCUCCAAUGCCACAGUUCCCGAUGGUGAAUGCUGCCCACGGUGCUGGCCCAGCGACUCUGCUGACGAUGGCUGGUCUCCCUGGUCUGAGUGGACCUCCUGCUCUGCCACCUGUGGCAAUGGGAUUCAGCAACGUGGUCGCUCCUGUGACAGCCUCAACAACAGAUGUGAGGGCUCUUCGGUACAGACGAGGACCUGCCACAUUCAGGAGUGCGACAAAAGAUUUAAACAGGAUGGCGGUUGGAGUCACUGGUCCCCGUGGUCGUCCUGUUCUGUGACCUGUGGUGACGGUGUGAUCACGAGGAUCCGACUCUGCAACUCCCCCAGCCCCCAGAUGAAUGGGAAGCCCUGUGAAGGUGAAGCUCGGGAGACCAAAGCCUGCAAGAAGGACGCCUGCCCAAUCAAUGGAGGCUGGAGUCCCUGGUCACUAUGGGACAUCUGCUCUGUCACCUGUGGAGGAGGAGUACAGAGACGUAGCCGACUCUGCAACAACCCCACACCCCAGUUUGGAGGCAAAGACUGUGUUGGUGAUGUGACGGAAAAUCAAGUUUGCAACAAGCAGGACUGUCCGAUUGAUGGAUGCCUGUCCAAUCCCUGCUUUGCUGGUGCCAAGUGUACGAGCUAUCCUGACGGUAGCUGGAAAUGUGGUGCGUGUCCUCCUGGCUACAGUGGAAAUGGUAUCCAGUGCAAAGAUGUCGACGAGUGCAAAGAAGUGCCUGACGCUUGCUUCAAUCACAAUGGAGAACAUCGGUGCAAGAACACCGAUCCUGGCUACAACUGCCUGCCCUGCCCACCACGAUUCACCGGCUCACAGCCCUUCGGCAGAGGUGUCGAACACGCUAUGGCCAACAAACAGGUGUGCAAACCCCGAAACCCCUGCACCGACGGGACACACGACUGCAAUAAGAAUGCCAAGUGCAACUACCUGGGUCACUACAGCGACCCCAUGUACCGCUGUGAGUGCAAGCCUGGCUACGCAGGCAAUGGCAUCAUUUGCGGAGAGGACACAGACCUUGACGGCUGGCCUAAUGAAAACCUGGUGUGUGUGGCCAACGCAACUUACCACUGCAAAAAGGACAACUGCCCCAACCUUCCCAAUUCGGGGCAGGAAGACUAUGACAAGGAUGGGAUUGGCGAUGCCUGUGAUGACGACGAUGACAACGACAAGAUUCCUGAUGACAGGGACAACUGUCCAUUCCAUUACAACCCAGCCCAGUAUGACUAUGACAGAGAUGAUGUGGGAGACCGCUGUGACAACUGCCCCUACAACCACAACCCUGACCAGGCAGACACAGACAACAAUGGAGAGGGAGAUGCCUGCGCUGUGGACAUCGAUGGCGAUGGAAUCCGCAAUGAACAAGACAACUGCCAGUACGUUUACAACGUGGACCAGAGGGACACGGACAUGGAUGGGGUUGGAGACCAGUGUGACAACUGCCCCCUGGAACACAAUCCAGACCAGCUGGACUCUGACUCGGACCGCAUAGGGGAUACCUGUGACAACAAUCAGGACAUUGAUGAGGAUGGCCAUCAGAACAACCUGGACAACUGUCCCUAUGUGCCCAAUGCCAACCAGGCCGACCACGAUAAAGAUGGCAAAGGAGACGCCUGUGACCAUGACGAUGACAACGACGGCAUCCCUGAUGACAGAGACAACUGCAGGCUGGUGCCUAAUCCUGACCAGAAGGACUCUGAUGGUGAUGGCCGAGGUGAUGCCUGCAAAGACGACUUUGACCAUGACAAUGUGCCAGACAUUGAUGACAUCUGUCCUGAGAAUGUUGACAUCAGUGAAACCGAUUUCCGCCGAUUCCAGAUGAUUCCUCUAGAUCCCAAAGGAACCUCCCAAAAUGACCCUAACUGGGUUGUCCGCCAUCAGGGCAAAGAACUCGUCCAGACUGUAAACUGUGACCCUGGACUUGCUGUAGGUUAUGAUGAGUUUAAUGCUGUGGACUUCAGUGGUACCUUCUUCAUCAACACUGAGAGGGAUGACGACUAUGCUGGCUUUGUUUUCGGCUACCAGUCCAGCAGCCGCUUCUACGUUGUGAUGUGGAAACAAGUCACGCAGUCCUACUGGGACACCAACCCCACAAGGGCUCAGGGAUACUCAGGCCUGUCUGUAAAGGUUGUGAACUCCACCACUGGCCCUGGCGAGCACCUGCGGAAUGCACUGUGGCACACAGGAAACACCCCUGGCCAGGUGCGCACCCUGUGGCAUGACCCUCGUCACAUUGGCUGGAAAGAUUUCACUGCAUACAGAUGGCGUCUCAGCCACAGGCCAAAGACCGGUUUUAUCAGAGUGGUGAUGUAUGAAGGAAAGAAAAUCAUGGCUGACUCAGGACCCAUCUAUGACAAAACCUACGCUGGCGGUAGACUAGGCCUGUUCGUCUUCUCUCAAGAAAUGGUGUUCUUCUCGGACAUGAAAUACGAGUGCCGAGACUCCUAAUCACCACCCCGAUCGUAACCAGCGCUGGCAUUGCACCUUCUGAAACCAAGGGCUAGAGAAAAACCCCUCCAGGAUCGCUUCUCCUUCUCCUCGCCUUCCCUGCCUCUCUUCUUGCAUAGUGUGGGCUUCUAGAGUCUGUGACCUGCCUCAAGAAAAUGCAGUUUUCAAACCUAGCCAGACUCAGAACUCUGCCUUUAACGAGUGAGAAUGCAUCUUCUAAGAACAUGAAGAAUUACUUUGGUUUGCUUUUGAGAAAGCAAAAGCGACUAUUUACUUCCCACUGGGAAGGUGCCCACUCCACUCUGCCUUACCCACAGAGCCAGAGCUUCUGCCAGGCCAUCUCCGAGCUGCACACUCAGAAGCAUUUUCGGGCCUGUCAAAGAAAAAACAACAUGGCUCACUAGAACUCACUGCCAAACCACCUCUGACAUAAGUCCUCGGCAGUGGGGAGGCAGGAGCCAAAGCACUAGGGAGCCAUGAACCCAAGAGACGAUUGUGCGAAGAAAAGAUGGAGGAGCUGUUACUUGUUCGGUACUAAUCAUUUUCAGGGGACAGAGAAGACUUGCUGCUUUCCUCAUGCUGCCCUGAGAGCUGAUUGCCCAGUCUUCCACACAGGCACCUGAGUGAGCAGGGGAGGGAGGGAAAUCCUGGCUCCUGGACU